UAGAGGAAGUCAACAGCGAUACAAUUGCAGGGCAUACUGAACCACUGAGCAUCAUCUCCGCAGUCUUCCUCUCAUCCCGGCAGAGUGACCCAACGAACUGACUGGCCAGCAGCCUCGCAGCCGUCAAUGGCUGCCGCUUCAUCCAAAUACCAGAGCACAAACGGCAUGUGAAUGGCGGCAGAAAGCAGCAGAGUUGUCACAGAGGAGCAGGAGGAGCUCCAGGCAGCCUCCGGAACCAUCACUCCAGCCUACCAGCACACACACACCCGCAGUCAGAGCCACAUCCAGUUUCACCUUGUGACACACUGGCAGGCGCCCCGUCUUCUCGCUCACACCAGGAGUCACAGCCACUCUCACUUCAGCACUCCCUCCAGGAUCACACACAGCCUCUCAGCCAUGACCAAGGGCGAGAACGGAGCACAGGGCUCAGCAGGGAAGCCCACCGAACCAUUGUUUGCCAAAACCCCUCACCAGACCGACUUGAGACACAAGCUGUCAUUAUGCAGUAAACUGUGUUUUGCCAUUGGCGGUGCACCCAAAGAAGUGGCCGCGAGUGCCACUGCCUUCUUCCUGCAAAUCUACCUGCUGGACGUAGCCCAGAUCAACGCAGUUGAGGCCUCUAUGGUGCUGUUCAUCGGAAAAGCCUGGGGUGCGGCGACCGACCCUAUUGUGGGAUUCUUCAUUACAAAGAGCGAAUGGACCAAGAUUGGACGACUGAUGCCGUGGAUGUUGGGUUGCACUCCGUUCCUUGUGGUGUCCUACUUUUUCCUCUGGUUUGUUCCUCCUUUCACCAGUGGCCGUUUCAUCUGGUAUCUGGGCUUCUACUGCCUCUACCAGACUCUUGUCAAUUGUUUCCACGUGCCUUACUCUGCUCUCACCAUGUUCCUGAGCACAGACCAGAAGGAGCGAGACUCAGCCACUGCCUACAGAAUGACCAUGGAGGUUCUCGGCACCCUCGUGGGUGCUGCCAUCCAGGGUCAGAUUGUUGCCAGCGCCCACAGGAUGAAGCAUUGCCCAACACCCAACAUCACCUUCGGGUACAUCGUCAACAGCAGCAGCGGGGCGGAGAUCGUGAAGACCCAGGUUCACCCUCAGGACCACUUGUUACAUUCUAAAGAGGUUUACAUGCUGGCAGCAGGCAUCAUUGGAGCAGUGUUUCUUGUGUGCACUCUGGUGAUGUUCCUGGGAGUCAAGGAGAGAGAAGAUCCAUACGCUCCAAAGACAGAGAAGCAGAUUCCAUUUCAUCAGUCUUUCUGCAUGGUGAUGAGACACGGGCCGUACCUGAUUUUGACCGCUGCCUUCCUCUUCGUCACUGUCGCCAUCCAGCUGAUUCAGAGCAACUUCGUCCUCUUCUGCACCUACGCGGCCGAUCUGAGGGAUCACUUCCAGAACAUAGUGCUGACCAUACUGGUUUCUGCAGUGAUCAGCAUCCCGCUGUGGCAGUGGUUCCUACAGAGGUUUGGGAAGAAGACAGCAGCUUUCUGUGGCAUCACUUGGAUCAUGCCGUUUACGCUCAUGCUGGUGUUCAUCCCGAAUUUGGUGGUGGCCUACGUCGUGGCCGUGUCUUCGGGACUGAGUGUGGCGGCCUCUCUCUUGUUGCCCUGGUCCAUGUUGCCAGAUGUGGUGGACGACUUCAGGCUGAGCAACCCCUACUGCAAAGGUCACGAGGCCAUCUUCUACUCCUUCUACGUCUUCUUCACCAAGUUCGCAGCUGGCAUCUCCCUGGGGGUGUCCACGCUGUGUCUGCAGUUUGCCGGCUACGACACAGGCGCGUGUAAACAGCCCCCUCCGGUGGUCUACACCCUGAAGCUGCUGAUCGGUGCUGCGCCUGUUGCUUUCAUCGUCGCUGGGCUAAUGGUACUGCUCUUCUACCCCAUCAGUGAACGGGUCCGGCUCAGGAAUAAGCAGCACCUCGAGGAACUCCGGAAACAAAGCAUCGGCUCCAGAACAAUGGAGGAUCUGAACAGCGUCUGACCUGCAAAUGAAUUCAUCAAUCUUCCAGGAAGUGACUUGGAAGUGCAUCCAUUAGUGUAUAUUACACUGAGAAAUAGUUUACUGUAAACAUUUUUUGUUUCAUCUUCACAUGUACUGUAUAGUCAUCUUGCUAUCAUAGACUUACAUAUGAAACUACCUUAUUUAUAUACAUGAAUGUAUACAUUUUUGCUGUGUUUGCUCUAUGACACUGUAUUUUAUUUAUGAAAUGAAAAUAUUGAUCUUGAAUGUUGUUGGUUGCUUGACAGAAUGUUUUGCUGUGUUUAUUUGCAGAGCAACUGAAGUAUUGUGGUGUGUAAUUGACAAAACUGUAAGUUACAAAUCAAGACAAUCAUAGUAUAGUGAAAUAGGAGCAAAGAAAAGCCCAUAUUAUUCUGUUUUUUUUUAACAUUUGAAAUCUCAGUGAUAUUGUCAAAUUCACAUGAGCUCCAGUGGUCCUUGUAGCUGGAUAUAGGAACUUUUUUUUUAUUGAUUAAUAUAAAUAUAUUCCUAAUAUUCAUGGUACAAAAAGGGUUUUCUGGACAUUUGCACACUACCUUAUUUGAGAAUAAAACGUAUUUUGCAGAAUUAGUCUGUAACAUGAAGGAUUUGCAUUUUGUCAAGCAACUAUGAUUAAUAAA
Messenger RNA from Synchiropus splendidus (mandarinfish), 2612 nucleotides. It is a transcript of the gene mfsd2b, whose product is annotated as MFSD2 lysolipid transporter B, sphingolipid. Lineage: Eukaryota; Metazoa; Chordata; Actinopteri; Syngnathiformes; Callionymidae. Gene Ontology annotation, biological process: carbohydrate transport. The record is from RefSeq and is a predicted model, not a curated record. Gene Ontology annotation, cellular component: membrane. The transcript is spliced from 16 exons. Bases 172 to 1974 code for a protein of 600 amino acids. Gene Ontology annotation, molecular function: symporter activity; sphingolipid intramembrane carrier activity.